AUGGCGACACUUCAUCAGUAUGAUUACAUCUUUGCUCUGACUGUCAUAUUUGCCUGUCUCGAUGCAUGGAACAUUGGCGCCAACGAUGUGGCCAAUUCUUUUGGAACAUCGGUCUCCUCGAGAUCCCUCACCAUGAAACAGGCCAUGCUCGUAGCAGCAGUCUGUGAAUUCAGCGGAAGUGUAUCCGUGGGAUCGCGAGUAGCAGAUACCAUCCGCACAAAGAUUGUCGACCCCCACCACUACGACAGCUCACCCGGUGUUCUACUAUUGGUCAUGAUGUGCACCAUCGUGUCAUCCUCGAUCUUCCUCACUUUCGCAACACGACAAGGACUUCCUGUUUCGACGACACAUUCUCUUAUUGGCGGUUUAGUCGGUGCGGCUACGGCUUCGAUCGGUAUCCAAAAGGUUAGCUGGGGAUGGCAUGGGGUUUCGCAGAUUUUCGCAGCUUGGAUUAUUGCGCCGUUGAUCGCGGGAUGUUUCGGAUACGUGCUGUUUCUCUGCACGAAGAAAUUCAUCUUGACCAAGAGGACUGCCGUGAAGAGAGCCUUCUUUUCCAUCCCAGUUUACACUUAUCUCACUGUUGGUGCGCUGACGAUGCUUUUGGUCUGGAAGGGGAUUCACGUAAUUAACUUGUCUACGCGGGAUACAGUCAUUGCUAUCUUUGCUACCGCCACCGGAAUGACUUUUCUACAGGCUAUUUUUAUCCUGCCCUUUCUAUGGACGAGGAUUAUGCAUGAGGACUGGACUCUCAAAUGGUAUCAUGUCUUUCAGGGACCGAUGCUUCUAUGGCGAGCACCACCUCCACCGACACCGAUUGGCUUUACGAAACCCAGUAUCAGAGAUUAUUACCAGGGACAUCUCACGCGUGAGGAAUUGAACUACAUACGGACCUCGGAAACCCUUCUCCAAUCCAUCCAGACACCGAAUGGUGAAUUACCUGAUCUCGAUCGAGACGACGAAUGGAUCCUCCCUCCGCCAGCUCAAACACCACCCAAGACCCCACCGAAUCGAUUUGAACGACGCUCUUCUUCCGAGUUCGUACCUCCUUGUCCGGAAGGCGACUGGAAUAGCCCCCGCGUUUUGGCAUGGAAGGUGAACCGUGUGCUGCUUCGCGGCCUGGAGAAGGAUGUCGUGGCGAUGCAAAAGCGGAAUAAUAUUCUCAACUGGGACUUGGAGGACAUGCACGCCCGAUCAGCUCAUUACGACAACCGCGCAGAAUACAUGUACUCAGCCCUCCAGAUCCUCACCGCCGCAACAGCUUCGUUUGUUCACGGCGCAAACGACGUCAGCAACGCAGUAGCGCCUUUCACCACAGCAUACCAAGUAUGGUCCAGCGGUGGCAUCCCAGAAUACAUCGAGAUCCCCAUCUGGAUCCUCGCGGUAGGCGGAGCAUGUAUCGUGGUGGGCCUCCUCACAUACGGCUACCACGUCAUGCGCACGCUGGGCAAUCGUCUAACUCUGAUAUCACCCAGCCGCGGGUUCUGCAUGGAGCUUGCGAGCGCAGUGACGGUGCUCAUGGCGACGAGGCUGUCUCUGCCCGUAUCUACGACGCAGUGCAUUACAGGGGCGACGGUGGGUGUGGGUUUGGCGAAUGGCGAUUGGAGAUGCAUCAACCCGAAGCUUGUAGCGUGGAUAUAUCUUGGGUGGAUGGUCACGUUGCCUGUUACGGGGGUCAUUUCUGGGUGUUUGAUGGCGCUGAUUAUCAAUGCGCCGAGAUGGGAGGUGCAGAGCGUGUGA
This is a messenger RNA of Fusarium pseudograminearum CS3096, 1737 nucleotides long. RefSeq lists its product as uncharacterized. Gene Ontology annotation, cellular component: membrane. Lineage: Eukaryota; Fungi; Ascomycota; Sordariomycetes; Hypocreales; Nectriaceae. The transcript has 2 exons. The record is from RefSeq and is a predicted model, not a curated record. Bases 1 to 1737 code for a protein of 578 amino acids. Gene Ontology annotation, biological process: phosphate ion transmembrane transport.